Molecule: messenger RNA, 1626 nt
Organism: Penicillium roqueforti
Lineage: Eukaryota; Fungi; Ascomycota; Eurotiomycetes; Eurotiales; Aspergillaceae
Product: sugar porter family MFS transporter
Exons: 2
Coding region: 1-1626 (541 amino acids)
Biological process (GO): carbohydrate transport; transmembrane transport
Cellular component (GO): membrane
Molecular function (GO): carbohydrate:proton symporter activity
Source: RefSeq, a predicted model, not a curated record
AUGGGUUACAAGAUAACUAAUAUCUAUGUCAUCACCGCGGUGGCCGUCAUCGGCGGCGCACUAUUCGGUUUUGAUAUCGCGUCUAUGUCCGCCAUUCUCGGCACCCAGCAGUACAAGUGUUUCUUCAACCAAACUGGCACCAAUGAUAGCAAUGAAUGCGGAGGCCCUACCUCUUCCACUCAGGGUGGUAUCUCAGCUGCCAUGCCUGGUGGCUCCUGGGUGGGCUCCCUAGCUUCUGGUUUCGUAACCGACUAUCUGGGUCGUCGCGGGGCCAUCCAGUCUGGCUCAGUGAUCUGGUGCAUUGGUAGCGCCAUCGUGUGUUCAUCUUUUGGAAUACCCCAGCUUGUCGUUGGCCGCUUUAUCAACGGAGUUUCCGUCGGUAUACUCAGCGCCCAAGUGCCAGUCUAUGUCGCCGAGUUAGCCCAGCCCAGUAAGCGUGGACAGGUGGUGGGAGCACAACAGUGGGCGAUCACUUGGGGUAUAUUGAUCAUGUUCUACGUCUCGUACGGCUGUAGCUUUUUGAAGGGCACCGCUGCAUGGCGCACUCCGUGGGGGUUGCAGAUGGUUCCCGCUGCCCUGCUCUUCGGCUGCGUCUUCCUAUUGCCAGAAAGUCCACGUUGGUUGGCCAAGAAGGAUCGUUGGGAAGAAUCUCUUGAGGUUCUGGCGUCGGUCCAUGCCAAAGGUGACCGAAACGCGCCUUUCGUGCAAGCCGAAUUACACGAGAUCCGUGAAAUGGUCGAAUUUGAGCGCAAUAACAAGGAUGCCUCAUACCUUGACCUUUUCAAGGGUAAUAUGAUUUACCGAACCCACCUCGGUAUGUUCACGCAAAUUUGGUCUCAGCUCACUGGUAUGAACGUCAUGAUGCUUUAUAUUACCUAUGUAUUCGGUAUGGCCGGCCUCACUGGAAACUCGAACCUUAUCGCAUCCUCGAUUCAGUACAUCAUCAACGUGGUGAUGACUGUGCUAGCUUUGGUGUUCAUUGAUCGUUGGGGCCGUCGCACUCCGCUUUUGGUCGGUUCUACCCUCAUGAUGGUGUUCAUGUUUGCCAACGCUGGCAUCAUGGCAUCGUAUGGCAAACCAGCCCCACCGGGUGGUCUCAACAAUACUCCCGAACAGUCGUGGGAUCUCUCCGGGUCCCCUCAGGCCGCCAAGGCAGUCAUUGCUUGCACCUAUCUUUUCGUCGCCAGCUUUGCGCCAACUUGGGGUCCUGUCAGCUGGAUCUAUCCCCCUGAGCUCUAUCCCCUUCGCCUGCGUGGCAAGGCUGUCGCUCUUUCAACGUCGUCUAACUGGAUCUUUAACUUUGCCCUUUCCUACUUCGUCCCUCCCGCUUUUGAAAACAUCAAAUGGAAGGUCUAUGUAUUGUUUGGAGUCUUUUGCUUCGCAAUGACUGUCCAUGUCUUCUUCGCCUUCCCUGAAACAGCCGGUAAAACCCUGGAGGAGGUCGAAAGCAUGUUUGCCACCCCCGGUCUUACGCCCUGGAAGACAAGUGUGCAGUAUAAGCAUGUUCGCAGGCUGGAGAAGGGAGAUAUUCAGUCCGACAAAGUGGCAGACCUCCGCGCAGAGGAAGGAACCGUCCAAGCUCCCAAGCCCAAUGAAAAGGAAAGCACCAUUUCGCACGUCGAAUAG